This is a messenger RNA of Sorghum bicolor (sorghum), 1197 nucleotides long. RefSeq names its product translation initiation factor IF-2-like. The coding region runs from base 1 to 1197 and encodes 398 amino acids. The transcript is spliced from 7 exons. Lineage: Eukaryota; Viridiplantae; Streptophyta; Magnoliopsida; Poales; Poaceae. The record is from RefSeq and is a predicted model, not a curated record.
AUGCCUUCGUCGAACCGGGGGUGGCAGAGCGGGUGGUUCUACCUCCGGAACGACGGCGGCGUGCUCCCGAAGUACUCCGGGAAGAUGGUGACGGAGAGGAUGGGGGUCGUCAAGGACUCCCUGCCAUCUGUCCCAGAGGACAAGGAGAUCCGGGCCCAGAAUCGGGCUCGGAACGAGGAGCAGAAGAAGGCCAAGGAGGACAAGAAGGCCAAGGCAGCGCGGAAAGCGCAGCGGCGGGAGAUCUCCGCCAAAAAUCAUCGUUCAGCCCCGGUGGGUCCUCAAGAAGGGGGGAAGGCGUCGGAGGCCGGAUCCGAGGCGCUACCUCAAACGGUAGUGCCAGAGGGUCCGGCCGAGCCCGCCCCAGCGUCCGGGGCGGGAACUGUUGCCCUGGUGGAGGCGUCGCAGGCUGAGACCGCCGUGGUGGCUCCUGCGCCGUCGGCAGGCGAGGCAGGGGUCGGACCGGCGGCCCCAGGCGCCGCGGGAGGCCCCCUAGGAGCUCCGAGCUCCCAGAAGAAGUCUGCUCCCCGAGCGAGCCGUAAGCAAAAGGCGCCUUCGGUGGCGCUGGCCCCCCUGAAAACUGUGAAGAGGGGGGCUCAGUCAACUCCCGGGUCGGCUAGGCCCGUGUCUCCGCUGCCUCCAGGCUACGAGGAGGCAGGGCGCCACCCGGGGCAAGACACGGGGGCGCCGAAGCCCCAAGGACCGGAGGACGCUGACCUCGGAGGCGCGGCCCGUCCUGCGAGCGCUGAGGAGGGGCGAGCCAUCAUGGUGUCCAGCGCGGCGCCCGAGGCCCCCGUGGCGGGGAGGGAGGAGGAAACCGGAUGGGGCAAGAGCCCCGGUCUGGAUGCGUGUGGGCGCGCCGGGGUCGAGGCCCUUAACCGAGCUACCCAGCUCGUGGGUCGCGACAUGUUUAAUUUGGCUCAGGCGCUCAAGGCCACCUCCCAGGAGAAAUCGGUAUUUCUCCGUCGGGAGAAGGAUGCUUGGGCGUCCUUUGAGAAGGAGAGGGCUGCCAGAGAGGCGGCCGAGGGGGAGCUCGCGAAGGAGUUCUGUGAGGGCUACGUCCUCCCGGAUGAUGAGGCUGAGGCCCAGGAGGAGGUGCAGAGGCUUGAAGACGCCGUGGCUACCCCUGGAGAUGCCUUGGCCACCUUCUUCGACGACGAGGUGGAGCUUCCGCACCUUGUAGCUCGAGGACCUAAGUAG